Molecule: messenger RNA, 2692 nt
Organism: Peromyscus eremicus (cactus mouse)
Lineage: Eukaryota; Metazoa; Chordata; Mammalia; Rodentia; Cricetidae
Gene: Il17rd
Product: interleukin 17 receptor D
Exons: 11
Coding region: 36-2039 (667 amino acids)
Molecular function (GO): interleukin-17 receptor activity
Source: RefSeq, a predicted model, not a curated record
ACUGUACGACCUACUUGAAUCCAGUUGGGAAGCACAUGAUUGCUGAUGCCCAGAACAUCACAAUCAGCCAGUAUGCUUGCCAUGACCAAGUGGCGGUCACCAUUCUUUGGUCCCCAGGGGCCCUUGGCAUUGAAUUCCUAAAAGGAUUUCGAGUAAUACUGGAGGAGCUGAAGUCGGAGGGGAGGCAGUGCCAACAACUGAUUCUAAAGGACCCGAAACAGCUCAACAGUAGCUUCAAAAGGACGGGAAUGGAAUCUCAGCCUUUCCUGAAUAUGAAAUUUGAAACCGAUUACUUUGUGAAGAUUGUGCCCUUUCCUUCCAUUAAAAAUGAAAGCAAUUACCAUCCUUUCUUCUUCAGAACCCGGGCCUGUGACCUAUUGUUACAACCGGACAACAUGGCCUGUAAGCCCUUCUGGAAGCCUCGAAAUCUGACUAUCACCCAGCACGGUUCAGAUGUGCAAGUAUCCUUUGACCACGCACCACAUAACUUUGGCUUCCGUGGCUUCUACCUUCACUAUAAACUCAAGCAUGAAGGUCCCUUCAGGCGGAGGACGUGCAAGCAGGACCAGAACACAGAGACAAGCAGCUGCCUCCUCCAAAAUGUUUCUCCCGGGGGUUAUGUCAUUGAGCUGGUGGACGACAACAACACAACCAGGAAAGUGGUACAGUACGCGGUAAGGCCAGUGCACUCUCCCUGGGCUGGGCCCAUCAGAGCUGUGGCCAUCACUGUGCCGCUGGUUGUCAUCUCCGCAUUCGCCACGCUUUUCACUGUGAUGUGCAGAAAGAAACAGCAAGAAAAUAUAUAUUCACAUUUAGAUGAAGAAAGCCCGGAGUCCUCCACAUACGCGGCGGCUCUCCCCAGAGACAGGCUCCGGCCACGGCCCAAGGUCUUCCUCUGUUACUCCAGUAAAGAUGGCCAGAGUCACAUGAAUGUGGUCCAGUGUUUUGCCUACUUCCUCCAGGAUUUCUGUGGCUGUGAGGUGGCUCUGGACCUAUGGGAAGAUCUCAGCCUCUGCAGAGAAGGGCAGAGAGAAUGGGUCAUUCAGAAGAUCCACGAGUCCCAGUUCAUCAUUGUCGUGUGCUCCAAAGGCAUGAAGUACUUCGUCGAUAAGAAGAACUACAAACACAAAGGAGGCAGUCGAGGCGCGGGCCAAGGAGAGCUCUUCCUCGUGGCUGUGGCCGCCAUUGCCGAAAGGCUCCGUCAGGCCAAGCAGAGUUCAUCUGCAGCACUGAACAAGUUUAUCGCUGUCUACUUUGAUUAUUCCUGUGAAGGAGAUGUCCCCUGCGUUCUGGACCUGAGCACCAAAUACAAGCUCAUGGACAACCUUCCCGAGCUGUGUUCCCAUCUGCACUCGGGAGAGCACAGCCUUCAGGGGCUGGCUCAGCACCCAGGACACAGCGGUAGGAGGAACUACUUCCGGAGCAAGUCUGGCCGUUCCUUGUAUGUUGCCAUUUGCAACAUGCACCAGUUUAUCGAUGAGGAGCCUGAUUGGUUUGAGAAGCAGUUUAUACCCUUCCAUCCUCCCCCGGUGCGCUACCAGGAGCCAGUCCUGGAGAAGUUUGACUCAGGUUUGGUUUUAAAUGAUGUCAUAACCAAACCAGGGCCAGAGAGUGACUUCUGUCUAAAAGCUGAGGCUUCUAUACUUGGGGCCCCUAGGCCAGCUGACUCAUACUCGUACCUGGAAAAUCAGCAUGCAAGCCUGGACCAGGAUACUGAGGCGCAGCCCAUCUGCGAGAAUGGCCCUGCCUUGCCCCUGUUGCAUGCGGUGAAAGCUGGCAUUCCCUCGGAUAUGCCACGGGACUCAGGCAUAUAUGAUUCCUCUGUGCCCUCAUCAGAGUUGUCUCUGCCUCUGAUAGAAGGACUCUCCCCUGACCAGAUGGAAACAUCUUCCCUGACCGAGAGUGUAUCUUCCUCCUCUGGCCUAGGUGAGGAGGAUCUCCCUACCCUCCCUUCCAAGCUCCUCGUCUCUGGGGUGUGUAAAGAAGAACAUGGUUGCCACAGCUAUACUGAUGAACUCCACGUGGCUGCCCCUUUGUAAGGACAUGGGAGCAUCUAAGCAUUGCCACUUUAAUGGCUGCUGCUUGGGUUUCCCAGCUCACCUCUGCGUCGUGCAGCCCGCCUGGGGCUGAGGGCUCACACAAGGAUGUCUGGAAUGAAAUUCUGGCCAGUACUCAAUCCUGUCUGCUCCGGCCUUCUGAUAGAUAUUUCGCAGAGUCUCCGAUUUCCCGAAAGCAUACGGAGCUCUCCAAGGCAUGUCCGUUAGAGCAGGCGGCAGCCGGGUAUGUGAGGCCAUUCCUUGGAUUGGAGCCUUUCCUGGGAGGCAGAGAGGAAGCCGGCACAGAGAAGCAGGAAGGCACCAACACUGCUUGUUCUGACUCCACUGACCUCUGCAAACUUUACCUGUUCCCUUUCAGCUACUUUGAUUCAAACUGCUUUGUGGAAGAAGCACUUUGAACAUCAGUACAGCUAUACAUCGAGUACUCUCUGGGACCCAGAUUGUGCUGCGAGUGAUGUUUCCAUCCGUUUCUGAUGUGGAACUUACACUGUCCUGAGUGUUAGGUAAACUCUGAGUCAAAGGUCUAGACAAUGACUGAAUGUCCAUCCAGUCACUUUUUAUGAAACAACUUUCUCUCUAUUACUGGGAAACGUGGCUGACCAAGAUGGAAUCCAUGGAGCAGGCUGACCAUCUUG